CCGCCAUAAAACAUCAGAAGAAGAAGAAGCCGACGAGCGGCUACAGGGCGCCGUGCUGCUGGCGGCCAGUUUAAAGAGUCCCGGCUGGACGGUCCGCCGCUUCGUGUGCAGGGCUCUACAUCUUACACACUGUGUUCCGAACUGGAGGAGAUGCCAAGAGACAGCAUGCCACUGCAGGAUCUGCCCUGCCUGAGUCUUCAGGGCUCCAUGUUGUCUCAGUUCAAGAGGAUCACCAAACGCAAGUCGAGAGGCUGUGUCAGUGAGGGCCUGGACCCUGAAUGCACUCCGACAGAGCUCAUCCAGCAGUGGUCACCGAGCCACAAGCACCAGCGGCUCGUCAGCAAGGGGAAAGAGAACGACGGCAAGCAGUUUGUCCUCGCCAGGAGGUCAAGGAGGAAAAAAGAAUCCACGUCAGCGGGCAUUUCAUGGGACCACCUGCCUGACGAGCUGCUUCUCAAGAUCAUCUGCUACCUACCUCUGCAGGACCUCCUCAGGAUGUCGAUAGUCUGCAAGCGCUGGCAUCGCUUAGCGUUUGAUGAGUCUCUGUGGCACAGCGUGGAUCUGGAGGGGUUGACCCACGUGGGUCCAGCUCUGCAGCAGGUGCUGAAGACCGGAAUCCGCAGGCUGCGCUGCCCCCGCUCCUUCGUGGAGGAGCUGCACUUCACGGGCACGGGCCCACUGCAGAUAGUUGAGAUGGAUCUGUCCAGCUCCAUCAUCCCCACCUCGGCUCUGGAGAGCAUCAUCUGUCGGUGCAGGCUGGUGGAGUUUCUGAGCCUGGAGGGUCUGCAGCUCUCAGACUCCGUCAUCAGCUCUCUGUCCAAGAACCCAAACCUGCUGCAGCUCAACCUGAGCGGCUGCUCCGGCUUCUCUGCUCCGGCUCUGUCUGACGCGCUCAAAUCCUGCUCCAGUAUAGAGCAGUUGAACAUAUCAUGGUGCGACUUCAACAAUAAUCAUGUGAAGAGUGUUGUUGAUAAUCUGAGCUCCAGUGUUACUCACCUCAACCUCAGCGGUUACAGAGAGAGCCUCACGCUGGACAAUGUGAAGGUGCUGGUGACGAGAUGCCCCCACAUUCAAACUCUAGAUUUAAGUGACAGCACUCUGCUGAUGGCCGACAGCUUCCCUGUUCUCAAACAACUGAAGUAUCUGCGGCAUCUGUCCCUGAGUCGCUGCUAUCACAUUCACAUCGCUGCUCUCACGGACCUGGGCAAGACGUUCCCCAUGCUGUGCCUGCUGGAUGUGUUCGGCCUCGUCCACGACAGCCACCUGCCCUCUCUGAAGAAGGAGAUGCCUGGCGUCUGCAUCAACUCCAGGCCAUUCUCCAGCAUCGCCCGGCCCACGCCCGCCAGCAGGCUCGUCGGCUCCUGCAGCGACCGCGCCAUGUGGAACAGGAAGUGCCAGCUGAGGGUCAAACUGUAACCACCACGCCCCUCGUGUUUUUAAGCCGAGUUAGUUCCUGCUGCUGAGUGUUUGAUUCUGCAGUCCGGCCCAUUAUGCAGAGGUGGAGCCAUGUUUCAGUGUUUCUUGCUGCUACAGAAGAGGGUUUUAGUGUUGGCUGGCAUUAACGUACUGAAGGUCACAUACUGGGCCGAGCCUUUCGGUACUGAACGUGCGAGCGUGUAGAGAAAUGUAAUGCUUUAUUUAGGAAAGUCAGAUGUGGAUGUUGAAUCCAGUUCUUGUUGGAAUGUGUUAACACAAACUUUUAGUGGAUUUUUGAAUCUGUUUUAGGUUCUAAUAAUGUGUUAAUUUAAAAUAUUUUGUAAGGGAAACGUGGUUUAAAAGGCUCAACUUGAAAAUCAGAUGUGGGAUGUCUAUGAAUAUUUGGGACAGCUGAAUCCUCAGACAUUUUAAUACUGAUGGCAGAAAUGUCCUGUUCUCAGCUGUAAUAAUGAGAGAACAGCUGAUUUUAAUCAGUGAGGAAGUUUUAAUGUAAAAUUAUGUAUCUGGAUCUUGAAUCUCCAAACUGUUGCUAACACUACGUUCUACACAUUGUCUGGCUGGCUGUGUGCUACUGUAAUAACUGGACCGGGUUAUCAUUAAUGCACAUGGGACUCUCCAGCUGGACAGUAGGUGCUUUUGUGAUGAGCUCAUUUUGUCGGUGUUCAUGUGCUGUAUGUUCACUGCUCUAUAUUACCAUUUCACUCAAAUGUCAAACAGACUGAACUUUAAUGGAACACGUUUUAACUUCCCUUCCGAGUCUGAACAAGUAAACCACUGAAUACGCCAACUGUU
Siniperca chuatsi (mandarin fish) is the source of this 2229-nucleotide messenger RNA. It is a transcript of the gene skp2, whose product is annotated as S-phase kinase-associated protein 2, E3 ubiquitin protein ligase. The coding region runs from base 151 to 1416 and encodes 421 amino acids. Gene Ontology annotation, cellular component: SCF ubiquitin ligase complex. Gene Ontology annotation, molecular function: protein binding. NCBI's taxonomy places the organism in Eukaryota, Metazoa, Chordata, Actinopteri, Centrarchiformes, Sinipercidae. The transcript has 10 exons. The record is from RefSeq and is a predicted model, not a curated record. Gene Ontology annotation, biological process: SCF-dependent proteasomal ubiquitin-dependent protein catabolic process; positive regulation of protein ubiquitination.